CCCAGGAAAUGCUACGAACUCUACCUCAGAUCUCCAGCGGAAGAAAAAACCCUGUAAGCAAAGCUCAGCACCAAAAACUCCAGGGAAUGCUGCUCGCCGACAUUUCUGGACAGGUUACCCACUGGGAGAUUCACCACUGUCUCAGUCCCAUUGCUACCUAAGAUAGAGCUGGCCCCUGUUCCUGGAAAGGCGUUUGUGGGAGUAAAGAUGGAGGCCGGAGGGGAGCGCUUUCCUAAACAAAGGCAAGUCCUGAUUCUCUUUCUCUUGCUGGGAGUGGCUCUGGCAGGCUGGGAAUCCCGUCGCUAUUUCGUGAUGGAGGAAACUGAGAGCGGCUCCUUUGUGGCCAAUCUUGCUAAGGACCUGGGGCUGGGAGUGGAGGAGCUAGCUGCGCGAGAAGCCCGGGUGGUCUCCGAGGACAACGAACCCUGGCUGCAGCUUGAUCUACAGACUGGGGAGUUGAUAUUAAGUGAGAAACUGGACCGGGAAGAGAUGUGCGGCCCCACAGAUCCAUGUGUAAUGCAUUUCCAAGUGUUACUGAAAAAACCACUGGGAGUAUUUCGAGCUGAGCUACUGGUGAGAGACAUAAACGAUCAUUCUCCUGAGUUUCCUGAAAGAGAAAUGACGCUGAAAAUCCUAGAGACUAGCCCUCCUGGGACCGUGUUUCCUCUGAAAACAGCCCAGGAUUUGGACGUGGGCAACAACAACAUACAAAACUACAAUAUCAGUCACAACUCUUACUUCCAUGUUUCCACCCGCAACUGGGGGGACGGCAGGAAAUACCCAGAGCUGGUGCUGGACAAAGAGCUGGAUCGCGAAGAGCAGGCCGAGCUCAGAUUAACCCUCACAGCGCUGGAUGGCGGCUCUCCGCCCAGGUCUGGCACCGCCCAGGUCCGAAUCUUGGUCUUGGACGUUAAUGACAACGCCCCUGAGUUUGCACAGACGCACUACCAGGUGCAGGUCCCAGAGAACAGCCCUGUAGGCACCCUAGUUGUCCAGGUCUCAGCUAGGGAUUUGGACACCGGAACAAACGGAGAGAUAUCAUAUUCCCUUUUUGAUAGUUCUCAAGAGAUAAGCACAACUUUUGAGCUAAGCAGCAUUUCAGGUGAAGUUCGACUAAUUAAAAAACUAGAUUUUGAGACAAUAUCCUCAUAUGAGCUGUAUAUAGAUGCGUCUGAUGGUGGGGGACUUUCUGGAAAAUGCUCUGUCUCCAUUGAGGUGAUGGAUGUUAAUGAUAACUCCCCAGAACUAACUAUUUCAUCACUUACCAACCCCAUUCCUGAAAAUUCCCCCGAGACAGAAGUGGCCCUGUUUAGGAUUCGAGACCGAGACUCAGGGGACAACGGAAGGAUGACUUGCUCCAUCCAGGAUGAUCUCCCCUUCCUCCUGAAACCAUCUGCAGAGAACUUCUACACCCUAGUAACAAAUGGGGCGCUGGACAGAGAGAGUAAAGCCCAAUAUAAUAUCACUAUCACCGUCACAGAUAUGGGGACACCGAGACUGAAAACCGAGCACAACAUAACCGUGCUGGUGUCCGACGUCAACGACAACGCCCCCGCCUUCACCCAGACCUCCUACACCCUGUCCGUCCGCGAGAACAACAGUCCCGCCCUGCACAUCGGCAGCGUCCGCGCCACAGACAGAGACGCGGGCGCCAACGCCCAGGUCACCUACUCGCUGCUGCCGCCCCUCGACGCGCACGUGCCCCUGGCCUCCCUGGUGUCCAUCAACCCGGACAACGGCCACCUGUUCGCCCUGAGGUCCCUGGACUACGAGGCCCUGCGGGCGUUCGAGUUCCGCGUGGGCGCCGCCGACCGCGGCUCGCCCGCGCUCAGCAGCCAGGCGCUGGUGCGCGUGCUCGUGGCGGACGACAACGACAACGCGCCCUUCGUGCUGUACCCGCUGCAGAACGCCUCGGCGCCCUGCACCGAGCUGGUGCCCAGGGCGGCCGAGGCGGGCUACCUGGUGACCAAGGUGGUGGCGGUGGACGGCGACUCGGGCCAGAACGCCUGGCUGUCGUACCAGCUGCUCAAGGCCACGGAGCCCGGGCUGUUCGGCGUGUGGGCGCACAACGGCGAGGUGCGCACGGCCCGGCUGCUGAGCGAGCGCGACGCGGCCAAGCACAGGCUGCUGGUGCUGGUCAAGGACAACGGCGAGCCGCCGCUCUCGGCCAGCGUCACGCUGCACGUGCUGCUGGUGGACGGCUUCUCGCAGCCCUACCUGCCGGCCCCGGAAGCGGAAGCGGCGGACGCGGCCCCGGCCGCCCCGCUCACCGUCUACCUGGUGGUGGCCUUGGCGUCGGUGUCGUCGCUCUUCGUCUUCUCGGUUCUGGUGUUCGUCGCGGUGCGGCUGUGCAGGAGGGGCGGGGCGGCCUCGGUAGGUCGCUGCUCGGUGCCCGAGGGCCCCUUUCCGGGCCACCUGGUGGACGUCAGCGGCACGGGGACCCUGUCCCAGAGGUACCAGUACGAGGUGUGUCUGACGGGAGGCUCUGGGAGUAAUGAGUUCAAAUUCUUGAAGCCUGUCUUCCCCAAUAUUCUGGAAUCGGACCUUGGGAGGAAGUCAGAAAGAAGUUCAACCUUCCAGAAUAGUUAGGUAUCUAAAACUUCCCCAAUGCAAACAUUAGUUUUGUCUCCUACACCUUUCCCUUUUUUAACCUAGUAGUAAUCUUUAAUGCUACUUGUCUUUCUUCUUUUCUGGUUUUUCUUAGUAAUACUACUCAUUGUUUUGUUGGCCUGUUUGUCCUAUAAUUAUUUUUACAAUUAUUGUUAGUAAAAAUUUUAUAUCAGGAAAUUUCAUAUUUCUGAUUAAACUUUUAGUAUUUAUUUUUAAAUGAUAAUAUGAAAGUUAGCCUCUCAGAAUAAAAGUAAUUCUAAGUUUAAAAGUACAUUUCUCACUAUAUGACACUACAUAAAAAUGUCUGAUCCCUUUUUAUCAUACUUCAUUUUUUAAUUACUGGAAGUUUUUUAAGUUUUUAUUAUUUACACAGUUAGACUUGUCUAUAACCCGUCUUCUGUUUGGAGUGGAAUCAAUUUAUAUUUACUUAUGUCCAAUUUCUUCCAAGCUCUGUUUGGAUUUUUGUUUUACCAAUAGGCAGCAAUAUGUAUAAUUUCAUGCUAUUUAUUUCAAAAACCACACUUGUAAUCAUUGGACUUUCACUCUGAAAUAUUGCAUAUGUUAUCUCAUGCAAGUAUAUAUUUAUCAUCUAUUCUUUCUCAUCUAAAUUAAUGUUGAAUAUACUUGUAAGUUCUUCCUUAUAUCUAACUGAAGUUGUGAUCCUGUUAAAGAGUUUACUGAUACCAGGUUGACUAUGUUUAAGGAGUUCUUUAGACGUGACCAAGUAAUGCAUUGCCUGCAAUUGUCCCUUGCUAUUGUAGAUGAAUUCUCAAGUGAGCUCCAAAUUCUGGGCCUAGAGGAGCUUUUGAUGACACAGCAUUCCAAUAUCUGCUUGCCUUUGGAUGACGACAUUGUUCUGGUUAAUAGGGAAUUUGAAAGCAAAUGCAUUGUAGAAUUAAUAUUACUUAACCAAAGAAAGCUUAGUAAAGGAUAUGUUGGUGAGGGAGUUGAAUGAUUUGAAGAAAUAAUCAGCUCUGUUGUCAGGACUCCUCUAUCUCCAGGAGCCUCAUAAGUGGAUACUAUAGAAUGGUGUGGUUGACAGAGUAAUGGCCCCUAAAUACAUCCACAUCCUAAUCCCUGGAACCUGUGAAUAUUCUGUGUUGUAUUGCAAAAGGAAAUUAAGGUUCAGAGGAAGUAAGGUUGCUAAUCAGUUAGUCUUAAAAUAGGGAGAAUAUCCUAGAUGAUCUGGAUGGGCCUGAUUCAGUCAGUUGAAAGGCCUUAGAGCAGAGCUGAGUCUUCCCUGAGAUGAAGAAAGGCUGACUGUGGGCAGCAGCUUCUCAUGCCCCAGACUUCCAGCCUGCUCUUUCUAAUUGCCUGCUCUACAGAUUUUGGACUUGCCUAGCCAGCUCACCCAACCAAGUAAGUCACUUCCUUGCAAUAAAUCUCUUAAUAUAUAUCUCCUGCUGGUUCUGUUUCUCUGGUUGAACCCUGACUGAUACAGAUGUUGGUACCUGGAAGUGGAGUGCUGCUGUAACAAAUAACUAAAAAUAUGGAAAUUGCUUUGGAAUUGAGUGGCAGGCAUAGGCUGGAAGAAUUUUGAAGCACAUGAUGGAAAAAGCCUAGAUUGCUUUGGACAGACUGUUAGUUGAAAUACAGAUGUUAAUAACUCUGCUAGCGAAGACUCAGAGGGAAGUAAGGAGUAUGGUGGAGAAAACAUAUAUUGCCUUAUAGAUUACCUAAAUCAAAACCUUAGGAGACUUGGUAGUAAUAUGGAUGUUCCCUGGUGCACAGUGGUUAAGACUCCGCCUGCCAAUGCAGGGGACAGGGGUUCGAGCCCUGGUCCAGAAAGAUCCCACAUGCCGCGGGGCAACUAAGCCCGUGUGCCACAACUACUGAGCCUGCGCUCUAGAGCCCUCGAGCCACAACUACUGAAGCCUGGGUGCCUAGAGCCCGUGCUCUGCAACAAGAGAAGCCACCGCAGCAAGAAGCCCACGCACUCUGUGCACCGCAACGAAGUGUAGUCCCUGCUCGCCGUAACUAGAGAAAGCCCAUGCACAGCAACAAAGACCCAACACAGCCAAAAAUAAAUAAAUAAAUAAUUUUUUUAAAAAAAAGUUUAAAGUCACUGCUGAUGAGGGCUCAGAAAGAAAUGAGGAAAAUGUUAUUGGAAACUGGAGGAAAUAGAAUCCUUGCUACAUAGUGGCUGAAAACUUAGCUGAAUUGUGUCCUGCAUGGAAAUGUGGGAGGAAAAGGACUUGUAAGCAAUGAACUUGGAUAUUUAGCUGAGGAGAUUUGGGCUGAGGAGGCAUGGGUUGAAAGUACAGCAUGGUUUCUUCUUGCUGCUUAUAGUAAAAUGUGAGAAGAAUGAAAUAGAUUGAGGGAAGGACUGUUAAGCAAAAAGGAACCAGAAUAUGAUGAUUUGAGAAAUGCUCAGCCUAUUCAGAUUGUAGAAGAUGCUAAAAUUAGGUAAGUGUGUUCUGGAGAGAAAGCCAAUGAUGUCACAGGUGUACAAUAUUUGUACUAGGCAUACACAUUGAGAUGAUACUAUAAUGAGAUGUGAUCUUUGAGGACCUUAAAUAUAUUUUUUAUGUGGGAUGGAUGUGAAUCUUUGGGGACAAGAGGGUGGACUGUGGUAGGGAGAAUAAUGGCCCCACAAAGUAUCUAUGUCCUAAUCUCUGGAACCUGUGAAUAUCUUAUCUUAUGUGGCAAAGGGGAAUUAAAGUUGCAGAUAGAAUUAAGGUUGAUAAUCAGCUAACCUUAUAAGGAGAUUACCCUAGGUUAUCCAAAUGGGUCCAGUGUAGUCACAAGAGCCUUUAAUAAGAAGUGGAAGUGGGAAACAGAAAAGUCAGUAUCAGAGUGAUGUUCUGUGAAAAAGACUGAACCAGCCAUUACUGAGUUUGAAGAUAGAAGGGAGCCAAAAAUGAGGGAAUGCAGACAGUCUCUAGAAGCUAGAAAAGGCAAGAAAAUGUAUUCUCCCUUAAAGCCUCCAGAAAGGAAUAUAGUUCUACCUUAACUUUAGCCCAGUUUAACUUCUGACUUCCAGAACGGUAAGAUAAUUUUGUGUUGUUAAGCCACUAAGUUUAUGGUAAUUUGUUACAGCAGCUAUAAGACAUGAAUACAAAUGGCUACCAACAAAGCCAUUUCCAAGCCCAUUUUUCUUUUCCUUCCCCUACUCUAGUCCAAAAUAUUCAUAUUCCCAUAAUCUCUUGCAGGUAGGAGUGUCAUAUAACUUUGUUAUUGCUACUGAUGUAAAAGUAUAAUUGGGAAUUGGGAUUAAGGGAAAUAUUUUUGAAAGGGGUAAUCUGAGGUGGCAUGUUCCUUAGGACUUUGCCCAUUUUCCUUUUUCUUAACUGGCAUGGGUACUGAUGAGUAAGCCUUGAGUUGAAGCAGCCAACUUGCAACCAUGAGAUGAAUACCAUAGAACAAAGGUUAUAUACUAAGUAUGAUAAGGUGGAAAGCCCUUGAAUUUCUUACAACAUUGUCAAGCUGCUGCAACACCUCUGUGCUACCUUCUCCCAGGCUUUAUGUUGCACUUUAUAAAUAAACCCCUAUGUGAUUAAACAA
Messenger RNA from Orcinus orca (killer whale), 6114 nucleotides. RefSeq names its product protocadherin beta-2. The coding region runs from base 208 to 2589 and encodes 793 amino acids. Gene Ontology annotation, cellular component: plasma membrane. Gene Ontology annotation, biological process: homophilic cell-cell adhesion. The transcript has a single exon. NCBI's taxonomy places the organism in Eukaryota, Metazoa, Chordata, Mammalia, Artiodactyla, Delphinidae. Gene Ontology annotation, molecular function: calcium ion binding. The record is from RefSeq and is a predicted model, not a curated record.